UCUAGAGAAGCUAGAUGAGACACAAUCUUGAGAUCCAUAUUAUAGGGUAUUUAGGGAAGUCGAAUUUAAUAAUGUUACUUUCAACACCAUCCGAAGUCAUAUUCAUGGUCAAAAUUAUUUUUUUUAAUUAAAUUACAGAAUUUUAAUUAAGGGGCUGCAGAGAAGAUCCAAUAUUUUGACUAAAUCAGUACUGUGUUCAAAAAUAAGAACCCAAAAAGUGAAAUGAACUGUUGAAAAUAAAAGAACUGCUUGGCCACGGUGCCAUAUUAAACGCGAGACAGUUAUUGCGAUAUAUAAUAGCUUUCUGAGCGUAAUUUCCUUUGCACGAGCUGUGUUUAUGUGCUGUGUCGUUUUCGCUGCCUCAGUCCAGAGCAUUUGUCUCACUUUUGGAGCCGUUAUAGUUCAAGUAAUUUGCUACAACUAUAUUGUAUUCGACAAUAAACCAGAUUUGUAGGAAAACAACAAAAUGUUCAAAAUUACUACACAAAAGAAAGGCCUACUGGAAAGGCUAAAAGAAGGUCCUGUUGUGGGCGAUGGUAGCAUGUGUAUGACUUUGGAGAAGCGAGGUUACUGUAGAGCAGGCCAAUGGACACCUGAAGCUGUACUGGAAUAUCCCGACGCAGUAAAGCAACUCCUACGAGAAUACUUGCGCGCUGGUGCAGAUGUUCUGCAAACUCCUUGCUACGCGUCUAGCGAUGGACGACUCAAAAGAGGCAAUAUAAUUUACACGACUUCGGAAAUAAAUGAAGCAGCAUGCGAAAUUGCCCAUGAAAUUGCGCAAGAAGGGAAUGCACUGGUUUGUGGAGGCUUGACACCAGUUGUGUCUUAUUCCAAAGGAAAGGAUGAGACGAUUGUAAAAGGUGAAUUCGAAGGCCAACUAGCAGGAUUUAUCAAAAGGAAAGACAUUAUUGACUUUAUAUUGGCUGAGUUCUUUGGUCAUGUUGAAGAACUUGAAAUAUGCGUUGACGUGAUGAAAAAAGCAAAACUGCCGAUUGCAUGCACAAUGAAACUUGGUCCCAUUGGAGAUUUAAACGGUGUUUCUGUUGAAGAAUGUGCCGUGAGAAUGGCUAAAACUGGAGCUGUCCUCAUAGGAAUAAACUGCCUGUUCGAUCUCGAUACCUGUCUAAAAACAUUGAAACGGAUGAGAGAUGCCUUGGACAAAGAAGGUUUGAAAACACCUCUCAUGUGUCAACCGUUGGGAUGGAGGUGCCCAGAAACUGCCAACAUGAAAAAGGGCUACCUUAUGCUGCCAGAGUUCCCAUUUGCUUUAGAGUCACGCCAGGUAACUAGAUUUGAGGUUCAUAAGUUUGCACGGGAGGCUUAUAACUUGGGGGCGCAUUAUAUUGGAGGUUGUUGUGGAAUGGAACCGCAUCAUAUUAGAGCUAUUGCACAGGAGCUUGCCGCCGAAAGGAAACUAGAUCCACCAGUUCAAGGCACAUGUCCUCCACUUGGCUAUUUACAUAAUGCGCUAUCUCUGAGGAAAGAAAAGUUAAAAAAGGAAUUCUGGAUGAGUCUUAAGGCUGGUAGUGGUGCACCGUUUAAUGCUGCAUGCGUCGAACCAUAUGCAACAAAUUCUGAUAAAUAGUUUAUUUUAUUAUUACAUUUGAAUCGUGUAGACCUAUACAUAUGUGGGUGGGGUAAGAUAGUUCACCUUUUCAUUCCAUUUUUUCGUCCCAUUUGAUAGUAAAUAAAGAACUGUAACGACCGACGUGUGAAAGCGAUAGACUUAACUUUAAUUCACCCAAAAUUUACCGAGUGCUUUAGAAUGACUAAUAUUUCAUGCUUGUACAGUUAACAUAUACUGUGUAUCAAAUAUUCUGUUUACUUCUUAAUUGGUAAGCUCUGUCACAAUUUCCUGUUCGUGUGUGUAUGUUUUAUAAGGCUUGCUUGCAUCCUGGCUUGUUUGCCCUCUCUACGACGUAUAUAGUCACUUCAUCGUUGUCUGGACAAAAUACUCUGUUGAGUUGUGUGCUAGUCAAUCGAUCGUUUAGACAAGGUUCAGGAUUGAGUCUUAUGCUACGCGUAGACAUAGAGAGUAACAACAUUUAUGACCACUCCUACAGAACAUUUAAUUAAAGAAUUAUAAAACUGUAUCUCCACGGCUUCCAUAAACCGUUGUUGAUUGUGUGACGUAUUGUUUCUUUUGGCGUUAAAUGUUUGUGAUUUUUAGUUUGCUGUGGCGUUCUUUUGCAUUGUUUUUAAUUUUACUUCCGUUGUUAAGUUUGAUUUUUGUGUUGGGUUGAUACGUCCCGCGCUUAUUUUGCCUUCAAGCGUUUUUUUCCCGUUUCGCUUACACCUGCCUUAGUAUUGAAUAAGAUCAGCAGUUCUCGUUGUGCGUAUCGUUAAACGUUGGUGCAUUUGGUCACCGUGGUUAGAACGUUGGUGCAUUCGAGCAUUAUCCUUACUGGUCUUAUAGUUUUAAUACAGUACUUUUUAUAAUAUACGUUAAUAAAAUGUUAAGAAAUUUACAGCACCGUUUGAGCAGCGUCCCGGACCACACACUUUACGUCACAAUUUUUUAAAACAAGAUCAGGAUAUUACGUGCUGAAAGUGUCUCGUCUUCCACCCUAAUAUAUGUAUUUUUCUGUGUUCAUUGCAUGCAGGGUAAUACCAACUUUAAAACUGCUGUACAUAGCAAUACAUGUUUAACUAAGCCGUACCUUAAAUGCAACUGUGUAGUGCUGCGGUUUAAAUAAGAACAAAAACAAAAUUUUAAUUCAUUGAAAAUGAGCCACGCUUUCCACACAAAAGUUGGGAGUACUACUUUUACACGACCGAUUAGUGGUUCCAUGUUGUUUUGAAAUAAGUAUAUACUAUACUUUUGCGCAAAACAAAUCGAACGAUUUAACCUACUGCCAAGGUU
Molecule: messenger RNA, 2863 nt
Organism: Ciona intestinalis (vase tunicate)
Lineage: Eukaryota; Metazoa; Chordata; Ascidiacea; Phlebobranchia; Cionidae
Source: RefSeq, a predicted model, not a curated record